AUGCAAGCUACUACCUCUCCAAAAGAGGAUUCCGGACUAGCCUCGAGAUCUUGGACUCUCGAAGAAGCCAUCGCCCAGCUAGAAGAUGUCGCGUUUCUCCCAAAAGCCCAGAGACAUGUCAAUGUCACAGACGUUGCAAAGACUAUCGCGUCUUUGGCGUACGAAUCUGGCAUAGGCACAGAUCUCCUAGAUAGGCUAGUGACGGUCAUUGUGAAAUCAAAGAACUUGGACCAGACCACGACUACCAACCUUGUUAAAAAUCUAUACCCGUCAGAAAGGGUACAGCUGGGAAUUGUUGCAAAAAUCGCCUGUGCUUUGGGCCCCACCAAGACUAAGCCAUCGCCAGCGACCCAGAAUUUACUGCUGCGGUGGUUGAUCCUAGUUUACGAUGGGCUGGAGGAUCAAUCUUACAUCUCAAAGCUCUAUGCGGUACUUUUUGACAACCUAGAUAUGAUCAGUUUAAGACGCUCGCUUUGUCACAUCUUAUCGCUCGCAACACGCAGGAAACACGUCAAGCCGUUUCGCAUCCAGGCACUCAUGGAACUUAUUCGAAAUACUGGCGAUGAAGAAAAAGAACUUAUGGGAUUAUUACGUGUCUUUAAAAGUUAUUAUCCAGAAAUAAUUGUCGGGGAAACUGGCUCUUUGAGGAGACGAGCAACAUACAUCUUCAAGCAUCCGGAUACAGAGUGGACUGCUCAUAUGCGGGCGCUCCAGGAAAACGCAGCAAAGGCUGCAGCAAACUCCGCGCAAAGGACUUUUCAGGUUGUCAGGCGUGAAGGCGUGAAAAGAAGUCGCAUAGAGGUCGUUAUACCUUCGGUGCAGACAUCCAAAGUACAUCAAGGCUAUGCUUCGUUGGAAGAGCUUCGGAGCGUAAGAGACUUUGUGCAAAAGUUAGAUAAAGUCCAGCUCCCGAAUCAAAUCGCAUCGGCACUUGCGGACCCUUUGGUACAGAAAUACCUAUUAUUGGUUGAAAACACACAAGCCACUCAACGAAUGGAAAGUUGGCUUGCGAGUUUUUUUGAAGACGAGCUCGAUAUCAUAUCUUCUGGGGACAUGGAUACUUCCGAGCAUUUGGAAUACGUUCUUUACUUACUUGUCGGUUAUGCUCGGUUUACCAAGGUAGGCUCGUCGGAUUCUCAAUUAAUCGUCAUCUAG
Uncinocarpus reesii 1704 is the source of this 1155-nucleotide messenger RNA. RefSeq lists its product as uncharacterized. NCBI's taxonomy places the organism in Eukaryota, Fungi, Ascomycota, Eurotiomycetes, Onygenales, Onygenaceae. Bases 1 to 1155 code for a protein of 384 amino acids. Gene Ontology annotation, cellular component: nuclear body; kinetochore; cytosol. The transcript has 3 exons. The record is from RefSeq and is a predicted model, not a curated record.